Molecule: messenger RNA, 306 nt
Organism: Volvox carteri f. nagariensis
Lineage: Eukaryota; Viridiplantae; Chlorophyta; Chlorophyceae; Chlamydomonadales; Volvocaceae
Exons: 1
Source: RefSeq, a predicted model, not a curated record
UGGACCCACGGCCACACGGUCACAUGGCCACACAGCCACGCAGCCACAUGGCCACAUGGCCACACGGUCACAUGGCCACACGGCCACAUGGCCACAUGGCCACACAGCCACAUGGCCACACAGCCACAUGGCCACACGGCCACACAGCCACACGGCCACAUGGCCACACGGCCACACAGCCACACGGCCACACAGCCACACGGCCACAUGGCCACAUGGCCACAUGGCCACAUGGCCACAUGGCCACAUGGCCACAUGGCCACGUGGCCACAUGGCCACAUGGCCACAUGGCCACAUGGCCACAUG